AUGAGCGACGCGAAAUCGACUCUCGCUUAUGUCAACGGGCUCAUACUCCUCACCAUCAAUGAAGCAGAAAAGGUCGUUCAAACCAAAUCUUCGUCAAGUGCAAAAAAUCAAGCCCUUUUUUGGGAAAAACUUGGAAUUUUUGUAUAUAGUUCUGGAAAGGGCCUUUCAGACACUUCUGUCGCUUCCCGCUCGUGGCGAUCGAGCCGAAGUGGAGACGGCGACGUCAAAACAGCGAAAGACUGACGUCAGCCGAACGACUGCCGACGUCGUCGUUCGCCGGAAAAACUCAGCGAUCCGCGAUAAAUUCGCCGACGAGAUAAAGCCUCUGAGUUUGUCGCCAAGGAAGGAGACGGCGACUCAGCAGUUGUCUACCAGAACCCGAAGAGGAGUUCGUUCCACCUCUGCAAAUACUUUCAUUCAAGAAAAUUUUCGAUACGACAUUAUCUCCAAUCAAAAUGACGGAUAGCCCUUUUCAGGUUCAACAAGAGUGCGCAGCGUCCCGUGCAGCCGGGGUGAAGGUCCUCGGAGAUAAAGUAUGCAUUUCGUCCUAGUCUUACUUUCACCUCUUUCUAAGUUUUCAGGUGAAAGUGACGCCGUUGGAAUCGUCGCUGGGCGUCGUGAUCGAGAUGACCGUCGAACUUCACGUGCCGUCGACCGGUGAACUCCGCGUCGUCGCCAUCGAAAUCGAGUGUCCCAAAUUUGUGCCGACGCGGAUCCGCGUCGACGGAAAGUGGAAAAACAUCGCCUGA
Caenorhabditis auriculariae is the source of this 749-nucleotide messenger RNA. NCBI's taxonomy places the organism in Eukaryota, Metazoa, Nematoda, Chromadorea, Rhabditida, Rhabditidae. The record is from the annotation of a GenBank genome assembly.